UUAUCUGUCCUCUCUCUCUCUCUCUCUCUCUAUAUAUAUAUAUAUGCAUAUAAAGAACUUCCUUGAAUACAUACGUGAGAGAAUUUGAAGAGUCAAGCCUGCAAAGGGAAGGCAUUAGCACUCCUCCUUUAAUGGCUUCCUCACCAUUAGUCUUUGUGAGAUGGUUUCUCCGUCUCCUGCUUGUUUCUGCGGUUUUCACCUUGGCUGCAGGUGGGGUGGAGCCGGCGUCCCGGCUUCGGCCGGAGGUGUGGGCGCAGCAGAAAGCCGACCUGGUCACGGGCCUUCCCGGGCAACCGCCGGUGAAGUUCAAGCAGUACUCCGGCUAUGUCACCGUCAACGAGAGCCAUGGAAGAGCACUGUUCUAUUGGUUCUUGGAAGCCACCCAGAAGCCUGAGCGGAAACCUCUUCUUCUGUGGCUCAACGGAGGACCAGGAUGUUCGUCAAUUGGGUUUGGGGAGGCAGAGGAGCUUGGGCCAUUCUUCCCUCUAAAAGACAAAUCUAGUCUGAAACUCAACCCCAAUUCUUGGAAUAAAGCGGCUAAUUUGUUGUUCGUGGAAUCUCCGGUUGGUGUGGGAUUUUCAUACACUAAUACUACUAAUGACAUUAAUGAACUCGGUGACAGAAUUACUGCAAAGGAUUCAUACGCAUUUCUUGUCAACUGGUUUCGAAGGUUCCCCCAAUACAAGUCUCAUGACUUCUACAUUUCUGGGGAAAGCUACGCAGGACACUAUGUUCCACAGCUUUCCGAGGUUAUAUUCGACAACAACAAAAAAGUUAGCAGGAAAGAUAAAAUAAACUUGAAGGGUUUCAUGGUUGGGAAUGCAUUGUUGGAUGAUGAAACUGAUCAAAAAGGGAUGAUCGAUUAUGCCUGGGAUCAUGCCGUGAUAUCCGAUCGCGUGUACAAUGAUGCUACGACCAAGUGUGACUUCAGCCAACAUAAUCUAUCCUCGGACUGCAGCGCAGCGCUAAACGAAUACUUCAAGGUUUACGACAUCAUUGAUAUGUACAGCUUGUAUGCACCCACUUGUGUUAGCAGCAACACCUCCGUUGCUAGACAACUCCCCAUGAUCCAUGGCAUUGCUCCACACCUAUUCUCUAAAUUUGAAUUGUGGCACAAGAGACGAGCAGGAUAUGACCCAUGUGCAUCUGAUUACACUGAGGCAUACUUGAACAGGCCAGAUGUUCAAGCAGCUCUUCAUGCCAAUGUCACCAAAAUUCCAUAUUCAUGGACUCACUGCAGUAAUAACAUCACGUUCUGGAAUGACGCACCUGCUUCCAUACUUCCAAUCUUCAAGAAGCUCAUAGCUGGAGGCCUCCGCAUAUGGGUUUACAGUGGGGAUGCUGAUGGAAGGAUUCCUGUGACCUCUACUCGGUUGAGCUUAAGGAAGCUUGGGUUAAAAACUGUGGAAGAAUGGACUCCCUGGUACACUACUAAUCAACAGGUUGGCGGGUGGACGAUUGCUUAUGAUGGGCUAAUGUUUGUCACUGUGAGAGGAGCCGGUCACCAAGUCCCCACCUUCAAGCCCAAGCAAGCUCUGCAACUGGUUAAGCACUUCUUGGCCAAUAAGAAGUUGCCAGCUGUACCAUUUUAAUUGAUAUUGCUCUUUUGGUUUUUAUUUAUUUUUUCCCCAAAGAAGGGGAAAGGGAAAAUAGUUUCAAUUCUUGGAAGUCAAAAGAGAAACAAAAAAGAUUGGUCCAGUGAUCAAAUAAACACAGCUGGUGUUAUUUUUUUUUUAGGGUAUAUGAAUGCUAGAAUAAAAUUAACUUUUAUUUUUACAUGUAUUUAUAGUUAUUUUUCGUAAUAUCGAAUAUAGCGUCGUGUUGAUUA
Malania oleifera is the source of this 1828-nucleotide messenger RNA. Its product is annotated as serine carboxypeptidase-like 34. The transcript is spliced from 10 exons. Gene Ontology annotation, biological process: proteolysis. The record is from RefSeq and is a predicted model, not a curated record. The coding region runs from base 132 to 1592 and encodes 486 amino acids. Gene Ontology annotation, cellular component: vacuole. Lineage: Eukaryota; Viridiplantae; Streptophyta; Magnoliopsida; Santalales; Ximeniaceae. Gene Ontology annotation, molecular function: serine-type carboxypeptidase activity.